Messenger RNA from Penicillium daleae, 1668 nucleotides. Its product is annotated as amino-acid permease. Gene Ontology annotation, cellular component: membrane. The transcript is spliced from 2 exons. Gene Ontology annotation, molecular function: transmembrane transporter activity. Gene Ontology annotation, biological process: transmembrane transport. The coding region runs from base 1 to 1668 and encodes 555 amino acids. Lineage: Eukaryota; Fungi; Ascomycota; Eurotiomycetes; Eurotiales; Aspergillaceae. The record is from RefSeq and is a predicted model, not a curated record.
AUGGUUUCUGCAGAUGCUAAGGCUGUCUCGGAUGCAGCCAAGACCGAGCUUGAUGGUCAGCACACAGACCACAUGUUGUCUGUGACGGAGCAGGAUGAUCGGGAGUUGUUGAAGCUUGGCUAUCGUGCUGUUUUGGCGCGUGGUUGGGGCACUUUUGAUAACUUUGCUUGCUCGUUCUCUGCUCUGUAUUGCAUUGGUGGUAUUCGAGUGCUGUUCUACAUUGCGCUCAGCAAUGGAGGGCCGGCUGCUUUGUGGAGCUCUUGGAUCUCGGGCAGUAUUCUGUCCAUCAUUACUGCUGCCUGUCUCGCUGAGGCGUGCUCUGCGUACCCUGCGGCUGGUUCUAUCUACUACUGGGCCUUCAGAUCGUGGGGUGGCGGCCGUCUUGGACGUUUCGUCUCAUACCUCAUCGCUGCUUGGACUCUCGUUGCAUGGACUGCUUUCCUGGCGAGUGAUUCAUUCGGAGUGGCCAACUAUCUAGUGUCGGAGAUUGUUGUUUUCAACCCGGAGACCACCUUCCCGCUCAGUACCUCUGAUGUGAAGGCUCGUGCCGUUGCUUGGGCCUUGUCGCUGGGUUUCUUGGCUUUGGCUACGGCGCUGAACUUCCUGCCCCCGCGUAUGUACGCCUGGGUCUUCCGUACGGGCUUUGCGGUCAUCGUCAUUGAUAUGCUGCUCAACUUUAUCUGGCUGCCCAUCGGCGUGUCAAAGACUUAUGGUUUCCAGUCCGCUGAGUUCGUUUUCACCUCUGUGUACAACGGAGAGGGAACCGCCCCUAGUUUGAACUGGGUGCUGUCUUGGUUCCUGGUUUCUAGCUGUCUCGUUGGUGAGGAUGCCUCCGGCCAUGUCGCCGAGGAGACUAUCUCGGCCAAGAAGGCUGCUGCCAAGGGUGUUUUCUGGUCGACCGUUGCUUCUGCCGCCUGUGGUUUCCCGAUCAUCAUCCUUUUCCUAUUUUGCAUGCCAUCCAUCGAGACCUUUUACGACACUACUGCGCCUCAGCCAUUCAUCAACAUGUAUGCGCUCGCGCUUGGUCCCCAUGCCCAUGUUGUCAUGACCAUCAUCUCCAUGAUCGGCGCCAUCCUGAACACUUCCAUCUCCCUGGUUGCCGUCUCACGUCUUGUCUUCGCCGUUGCCCGUGAUGGUGUCUUCCCAUUCAGCGAUGUUCUCUCGCGCGUCUCCAAGGACAAACAGCCUCACAACGCAGUUAUUUUCAUCGCAUCUAUUGCUGCACUCCUGCUUUGCACCCAGCUCCCGUCCCAGGCUGCUUUCGCCAGUCUGGUCUCGACUUCCGCUGCAGGAUCUAUCGCUGCUUAUGGUCUUGUUGGAAUUGGUCGUGCUUUUAUCACACGGACUUCUUUCCGCCCUGGUUUCUGGGACAUGGGGUGGUUUGGCGUCGUGGCUGCGGUUGUUACGUUCAUCUGGAACACCUUUGCAUUUUCUGUGCUCUGUGCGCCGCAGUACUCGAAUGCCGCUAUCGAUCAGAACUCGGGCCUGUUCAACUAUGCGAUUGUCAUCAUGGGUGGAGUCACUAUCAUUGCGAUGUUUGAGUGGUGGCGCAAGUCAAAGGAUGAUUGGUUCAAGCACCUGAAGGUCAGCGACUCGUCAUCCGAGGCCGACACCACGGUUGAGCAAGCUGCGACGGUCAACACGUCCGAAAAGGAUGUUGCUGUCUAA